CUUGAAAAAACAACAACAAAAUAGACUCAAGAUACUUAUCCACAUGAUAAAGGAGGUCUUGAAUGUCCCAAAAAUAUCAAUAACUCAUUUUUGCCUUUGUAGGGCAGUGUUGCUGCCUUGCAUGUGCUUAACUUUUUCAAAACCUGCUUAAGUUGUUCAAGCCUCUGUUACUGCUUUCUGUGUGUUUUUAUUAUGAUGUGUUUGAAUGGGAUUGUGUUUACAGUGUGCGCCUUCGGAUGCCAAAUAUUAUUAUUUAUUAUUAUUUUAAUGCUAUACGUGCUGCACACCACUUCUCACGAUUUCAUUUAAAGACAUCAAUUUCUGUGUUAAAAAGGAUACAUUCAUGCCAACAGAUCACAAGUCCAACAUUACCAUAUAGAGUAAUUACGACUGAUCUAUCAACAGAUGGUCCUCAGGGACACAGUUCCUGUAAUUAUGGUGCGGUGCAAAUGCUCAUGUGUGGCGGGGACAGCUCUAUGCAACCACACAGUUGCCCUAUUAUUCCAGACAGCUCACUUCUCCCAGCUGGGUGUGCCAGUGGUUCCUCCUGUACACAGCUGUACAGAAUCAGAGCAACAAUGGCACAAACCCCGAACAGCAGGUGUAAAACCAGGUCCAGUUGGGAAGAUGGUGGUUGUUAAGCCUGUGCAGGGUCGGAUGGGUAGAGGAGGAUUACGGAGCACCCUCUACAGAGGAAUGACUGGCCCUCUUCCUGACCUGUCGGUACUUCGUGUGGCAGAGGUGUACAGCAGUCUAGAUCAUCUGGAUAUGCCCCUGGUGACAAAAAUGGGGAUGAGCAUUGACAAGCCCCUUGUGGAUUCUGAAUUUGGACUGGUACAGAGGGGAAGUGUAAUCUCCUAUCAACAGCCGAAACUUCAAACACAAUGCACAGAGCUGCAUAAGAAUGCCCCGGGUCCUCCAUGUCUUCCCCUUAUUACUCAUCAGCUGUCACCAACAGAGUGUGUGUGGGUAUGCACAGAGGAAGAACAUUUACAUAUACAAAGUUUGCAGUUAUCUAUUGAGAUGGCCCAUAAAAUUGAAUUGUCGACACGGGCUCAGAGCAAAGAUCCAGAGUGGCACGCGUUGCAGCGAAUGAGGAUAACCUCUUCAAGGUUUAGGGAAGUUUCCCAUGUUAGAGGUUACAGUAGUGCUGAGCAUCUUGCAGAGCGAAUUAUCAGAGGCACCAGACAAACUCCGGAAAUGAGAAGAGGUUCAGAAAUGGAGUUUCAGGCAGCAAAAGAAUAUGCCCAGCAUAUAUAUUUUCCCUUGAACUCAAUAGGAUUGAUAACAAAUGUUACAUGAUCUGCGAUAAAAUGAGUAUUCUAGCUUGUUGCUUUAAAAAAAAAAACAUAGUUUAAUAAGUAAUGCCAGAGUUAUUAAUAAACUUUAUACAUUAUGGCAUCGUUUUACAAUAAAAAUCAUUGUUUAUAAUGUUGUUGUGUGAGGUCACAUCUGUUGUCACUGUAUCAGAAUGCAUUC
Messenger RNA from Misgurnus anguillicaudatus (oriental weatherfish), 1479 nucleotides. The record is from RefSeq and is a predicted model, not a curated record. Lineage: Eukaryota; Metazoa; Chordata; Actinopteri; Cypriniformes; Cobitidae.